Phytophthora infestans T30-4 is the source of this 780-nucleotide messenger RNA. Its product is annotated as secreted RxLR effector peptide protein, putative. The record is from RefSeq and is a predicted model, not a curated record. The transcript has a single exon. Lineage: Eukaryota; Oomycota; Peronosporomycetes; Peronosporales; Peronosporaceae. Bases 1 to 780 code for a protein of 259 amino acids.
AUGGUUGUCGCUAUUCAGCGCACUGCAGUCAUACUUCUAGUAAUUACGGCUCUCUCGGCAGUGGUUGGCGCUGACGCCACGAAGGUCAAUGGUCCUGCAGCGAGGUUCGUAAGGUUCGACACGAUUGCUGGCAUUGAUCAGAAUAACGACGAGAGGGGGCUCAACUUUGGUGCGAAUCCUAUUAUUGCGAAGAUUAAGACAAGGAUCAACAAAAUUCUGAGCCAGCCAAAACUCCACGAUUGGCUCAAACACAGCGUGUCCGGAGGUAAAGUGUUUGAAAUGCUGGGACUACAGCUAGUACAGCGAAAUUUGUUGACAAACCCGAAUUUUCUUCUUUGGGUGAAAUAUGUGAAUGACUUGAAUACGAAGAAGCCCAAUCCAGAACGAGUUUCGGCGGCAUCUCUGCUAAUCGAUCGCUUUGGUAGCGCUAAGCUUUCAGAAAUGCUUAAAAAAAAAGCCGCCGUGAAAGAUCAAAACACGAAGGCGCUUGCGCUGGAAUUGCAGGCGCAGCGACUACAAGAUUGGAAACAACUUAAGAAAACGCCGCUGGACGUCUUCGAGCUAAUUCACCUUUCCAAAAGUGAUACGCUCCUGGAUCCCGUUUUUCCUGUUUGGCUCAAGUAUGUGGAUGAUUUCCACUCUCAAAACUACAAGAUAAAUUCGAAUUUUAUUGAGAUACUAUCUCGUGGCCUUGGUGAGAAAGGUAUGGCGCAAACACUCGAACAAUUGAAGGACCCACUACAAGCAGGCUCAGCCUUCUCAGUACUAACCUCCCACUAG